This is a messenger RNA of Drosophila ananassae, 2516 nucleotides long. RefSeq names its product frizzled-3. NCBI's taxonomy places the organism in Eukaryota, Metazoa, Arthropoda, Insecta, Diptera, Drosophilidae. The record is from RefSeq and is a predicted model, not a curated record. Bases 324 to 2138 code for a protein of 604 amino acids. Gene Ontology annotation, biological process: canonical Wnt signaling pathway; non-canonical Wnt signaling pathway. Gene Ontology annotation, cellular component: plasma membrane. Gene Ontology annotation, molecular function: Wnt-protein binding; Wnt receptor activity. The transcript has 2 exons.
UCGGAGCUCGCCUCGACCCGCUCGAUUCAAAACCCAAUGCCCCACGCUCGACAUCGGACGUUCGGUAGUUCGCCACUCUGACGGGCAAAGCGGCCAAGACUUCGCCUUUUGCCAACUUGGCCGAUAGUGUUUCGAUCUCUGACUCUGUGAACAAGUGCCUGAACCCACGGAAGAGCUGUCUUCCCCGCGAGACUCGAACUACGCAGAAACUGAUCGGAGAACCCGAGAAACAAUCUAUUUUUUUUCACGUGCUUGUGUCUGAUAAACUGCCGGAUUCGCCAAUACGACUAUGAUGCUGCCCACACGCACCACCUAAUCCAGAGAUGCCCACCAUGAUGCCACUGCUGAUCCUCCUGGCCGGCGUCGGCCUAGGCCUCGUCCCGGUCCUGGCCAGCAGUCCCCACCAGAACGGGGGCCAGGCGGCCGGCCCGAACGGAUUACAGUGCCAGCGGAUUGCCGUUUCCGCCUGCCAGGGACUCGGCUACAACAUGACCGCUCUGCCCAACCUGGCGGGUCACACCAACCAGCUGGAGGCUGAGCUGCAGAUCGCCAAGCUGCUUCCUUUGAUCGAGUCCGGGUGCUCCCCACGCGCCCGCUUCCUGCUCUGCUCCGCCCUGUUCCCGCUCUGCACCCCAGACGUGCCCCGCCCCAUCACCGCCUGCAAGUCCUUGUGCACGACCGUGCGGGGGGAGUGCGCCGCCAGCUCCGCCGCGGACCUGAUGGAGCUGUGGCCCUCGUUCCUCAACUGCGAGGUCCUGCCCCAGCCGGAGAAGCACGAGCUGUGCAUGCAGAUUUCCGAGGAGCUGCCCGCUCAAGGGGGACUGGCCGAAGGAGGAGGCUCCUCCACCCAGAGUCCGGCAGCCGCCGCGGAGCGCCACCCGGAGCUGAGUCCACCACCGUCCAUGUACCGCUUCUGGAAGAAUGCGCCACAGGGAUCGGGCCAGAGCUCGGGCGGGAACGGAGUACUGUGCCCCCAGAACUUCAGCGCAAAUCCUUUGAACCCGGAGCUCUGCCUGCCGCAGUGCCAGCGGGACGCCUUCCACACCACGGCCCAGAAGAAGCUGACCGAGAGCCUGAUCCUGGGCCUCUCCGCCGUCUGCUUCGUCCUCACCCUGUUCGCGCUGGUGACCUUCUGGGCAGAGCCCACCCGGUUCGGCUACCCGGAGCGACCGGUGCUCUUCCUCUGCCUGUGCUACAACCUGUUCAGCGUCUGCUACCUGGAGAGGAUCGUGUUCCACAACCAGGCCCGCAGCCUGGCGGCGCAGAUGCAGGACGUGCCCCGGCUGCGGCAGGGCUGCCUCCUCACCCCGCCCUGCCUGGCCUCCUACAUCACCACCUCGUAUCUGAGCCUGUGCGCCGCCAGCUGGUGGCUCAUCUUCGCGCUCUGCUUCUACCUCUCCUCCCACAAGAAGUGGUCCAGCGAAGCCCUGGAGAAGCGUUCCGGCCUCUUCCACGUCCUAGCCUGGGUGCCACCCCUGGCACCGCCCAUCGCCGCCCUGCUCCUAGAGCGGGUGCGUCCCAGUGAGCUCACCGGCAUGUGCACGGCACCGGGAUUCGUGGAGCUGCCCGCCCUGGUUCUGCUCCUGCUGGGACUCUACUUCACUUUGCGGGCCUCCCGCUCCCUGCUCUCCCUGCAGCAGCAGCUACAGCCCACCUUGGCGCUGGCCCACCACCGCUUCGGCCAGAUCCGGAAGCGGUUCGUCCUCUUUUCGCUGCUCUACUUCGCGCCCACGGCCGCCGGGGUGAUCGCCGCCCUGUGCGAGCGCUACGUGGACUCCGUGCCCGGCUGCUCCACGCCGGAGGACUGUGCCUCGCCGGCUCCGCUCAGCGCCUGGCCGGCCCUGGUCAGGAUCUUCUUCCAGCUGGUGGGCGGCACCCUCACUGGGCUGUGGGUGUGGUCGCGGAAGACCUGCGAGAGCUACCGGAGCCGCCUGGGAGCGCCGGGCUGCACGCAGACGUGCCCAGCCCACAAGUCGGCAGGGGCGCUCCCCAAGAAGCAUCUCUACACCAGUGGGAAGUCCACGGGUGGUCUGGUGGGAGGAGGAGGCGGAGGUAGUGCCUCCUCCACGGCGCCCCUCUACGCCGGCAUCAGUUUCCACAACGUCCCGGUCUACAAUCCGAACCAGUCGAGGGUCUAGAACUAAUAGUAGUAGUACUGAGAGGGGAUCUAGGUCCGGAUCCUGGCUCUCCGUACUCCCAGCCCGAAUGUACAUACAAUCUUGAUCCCACAAGGCUUUAAGCUCUGAUCUAAGUCCAUGGUGACUCCAUGUACGCCUAGUUGUAAGCUCAGAAAUAUUCAAUAAAACCGAAAUGUGUUAGUAGUUUUAGAGAUCCCCCGAACCCCAGUUCCCAGUUUUUUUUUAAUAUUAAUUAUUAACUAAAUAUUAGUAGUUGCCUAGUUUACUCAAGUGUACAUAGUUUUUUUUCGAAAGCUAGUGUCUAAUGAAUUAGUUCUAAGCUCGGAUACAAUUUGAUUGAAAGUGUAAAUAAAACAAAGUAACUUAAUUGAGUGGAAA